UGUAGUAAGAGGACGCAUGCUGUACACACACCUCAGACUCAGGAUGUUGACACUGAUGUGGAUUACGUUUGCGUUGCUUUGUGGUAAAGUUGAUUUCGCACAGACCGUAAAUCAGUCGAACCCUGUGAUCAGUGCUGUUGUUGGUGAUACCGUGACUCUGCACUGCUUUCAACUGAAAGAGGACAACACUGAUUCCAUCAUUUGGUACAAACAAAAAAUAGGACAAAAUCCUCAUGUAAUAGUUCAAGUCCAAAGUAAUCCCAUUUACGAAGAUGGGUUCAAGCCACCAAAAUUCAGCAUCGAGAAAGAAAACAAAGGCUGUCAUUUGAAAAUAGCUAAGGUGGAACCAUCAGAUGAAGCCAUGUAUUACUGUGGAUACGUGACAUUUUUUACAAGCUUUAUAAGUGGAACAUUUUUAUCAGUAAAAGGUGAUAAAGAUGUAAAAGUCUCAGUAUCACAGAGCAGUGUGUUGGACUCGGUUCCUGCAGGAGCGUCAGUGACUCUGCAGUGCUCGGUUCUCUCUGAGAGCAGAGCAGCAGAACUCCAAGUGCUCUGGUUCAGAGCUGCUCCACCACAAUCCCAUCCUCAAAUCAUUUACACUCAUCACAACAGCAGCCAUCAGUGUGAGAGCGGCUCUUCUACACACACCUGUGUCUACAACUUCUCCAAGAACAUCUAUAGUCACAAUGAUACUGGGACUUACUACUGCGCUGUGGCCGCGUGUGGGAAAAUCAUUUUCGGGAAUGGGACACGAGUACAACUGGAAAAAUCCCUGGAUACUUUAAUGAUCUCUCUCAUAGCUUUGGGAGUGUUUGUGUUAAUUGUGCCUAUCUGUGUUUAUGUUGUAAGCUGUAAAGGGAGAAAGUGUGAAUACUGUAGUGGGAGAUCUCAAAAUUCUGUGAUCAAGAAAACAUUAAAUCAGAUCCCUGGAGGUGUGGAGCUGGAUUUUGCUGCUUCACACUUCAAAAAAAGUAAAGGAAAUGAAGAUAAAUCUUAUAAUAAUAUCAUUUCUGAAGUGAUUUACUCUCCUCUCUCUUAAAUCAUACUGUAAAUAUCAGACAUUUUCCGAUGUAAAUUUCAUGCCUUUAUUCCAUUUAGCCUGACUUGAGAUUGGGUGAAUUCUAUUGUAAAUUUACUUAAAUACUGUAGGUCAAGGCUUCA
Molecule: messenger RNA, 1161 nt
Organism: Clarias gariepinus (North African catfish)
Lineage: Eukaryota; Metazoa; Chordata; Actinopteri; Siluriformes; Clariidae
Exons: 6
Coding region: 17-1039 (340 amino acids)
Biological process (GO): response to bacterium
Source: RefSeq, a predicted model, not a curated record